This is a messenger RNA of Truncatella angustata, 474 nucleotides long. RefSeq names its product marvel domain-containing protein. The record is from RefSeq and is a predicted model, not a curated record. Bases 1 to 474 code for a protein of 157 amino acids. Lineage: Eukaryota; Fungi; Ascomycota; Sordariomycetes; Amphisphaeriales; Sporocadaceae. Gene Ontology annotation, cellular component: membrane. The transcript has 3 exons.
AUGGCACUUACUUGGCUCUCUAUUCUCCACGCAGUGGCUGCGGUAUUCGCAAUCAUUGAGCUUGGCCUGACAGCAUAUGUCGCCAGCGCAUAUUCAGGAUGGUGGUAUAGCUAUUCGCCAGACCGAGUCAAUUUCAUGGUCUUCAACUCAGUCUGGACGCUUCUGGUGCUUGCAUAUGUCGGAGUUACGCCCAUCUACAUGACGAGUAUUUUCCACAAAUUGGCGGCACUGGUGCUAAAUGUUAUCACAACCAUCUUCUGGUUCGCCGGCUCCAUUGCCCUUGCCGUCUGGAUCGGAACCCCACGGAGCUGUGCUGCCAACUCUGUUUGCGGCUCCACGCAGGCUGCUGUCGCCUUCGGCUUCUUCCUUUGGGCUAUCUUCAUGGUCCUGACAAUUGUCGAUGCAUUGGAAUCGCUCCGCAGCCGUGGGCACAAUGCCCCCGCCACUGGCCCUGGAGCAAAGCCUGGAGUUUAA